Messenger RNA from Siniperca chuatsi (mandarin fish), 4831 nucleotides. It is a transcript of the gene slc4a7, whose product is annotated as solute carrier family 4 member 7. The record is from RefSeq and is a predicted model, not a curated record. Gene Ontology annotation, molecular function: sodium:bicarbonate symporter activity; monoatomic anion transmembrane transporter activity; solute:inorganic anion antiporter activity. Bases 310 to 4065 code for a protein of 1251 amino acids. NCBI's taxonomy places the organism in Eukaryota, Metazoa, Chordata, Actinopteri, Centrarchiformes, Sinipercidae. Gene Ontology annotation, cellular component: plasma membrane; basolateral plasma membrane; apical plasma membrane. Gene Ontology annotation, biological process: bicarbonate transport; transmembrane transport; regulation of intracellular pH. The transcript is spliced from 26 exons.
UGGUCGCUCUGACAGGCGCUCGCUGAAGCAACACGCCUCGGCUAUAAAUACACGAGUCCCAGCCGAGGCUCUGCUGGCUGCCCAGCGUCUGUAUUUACACGCUGAACCCGGACGACUCGCGGAUCCACACGCUGCCGCCGCAGAUACUCGCAGCUGCUGGAUUCAUCUUUCACGCAGCUUUUCAAACUGUGGGGAGAUUACUGCCAGAACCUUUUUCCUCUGGUUUUGGACGUUUUCUGUUUUUAGUGCUUUUUGGACUCUGAGGAGAGUUAAUUUGGCACAGUCGUCUGUGUUUUGGACAGAGCAGCAAUGGGAGACUUUUGGGGAGAUAUUGCCAGUCAGAGGGUGGCCCGAGCGAUGUCGCUGGGCAACGAUGAGGAGGCGGUGUUGGACCAGGGGAAGACCAGCUCCACCCUCUACACUAACUUUGAGAAAGAAGAACUGGAGAGUCACAGAGCGGUGUACGUCGGCGUUAACGUUCCUCUGGGCCGACAGAGUCGAAGGCGUCACCGCCACCGAGGACACCGACAUCACCGGAAGCGACGGGACCGCUCAGACCGGGAGGACGGACGAGAGUCGCCCACGAAUGACACGCCGUCUCAGAGAGUCCAGUUCAUCCUCGGGACGGAGGACGGCGACGAGGAGCACAUCCCCCACGACCUGUUCACCGAGCUGGACGAGCUCGCCUUCAGAGACGGAGACUUCCAGGAGUGGAAGGAGACCGCCAGGUGGCUGAAGUUUGAGGAGGACGUGGAAGACGGUGGCGAACGUUGGAGUAAACCGUACGUGGCCACGCUGUCCCUUCACAGUCUGUUCGAGCUGCGUUCCUGCAUCCUGAACGGCACCGUGCUGCUCGACAUGAGGGCCAGCACCAUCGAAGAGAUCGCAGACAUGGUGAUUGACAGCAUGCUGGCGUCGGGUCAGCUGGAGGAGGGCGUUCGAGAGAAGGUGAGGGAGGCCAUGUUGCGGCGUCACCACCAUCAGAACGAGAAGAAGCUGAGCAACCGAAUCCCGCUGGUUCGAUCCUUCGCUGACAUAGGGGAGGGUCUGUCCUCCUCUCGUCUCGCCCCCUUCCGUCGCUUCUCCGUCGCCUGUGACACCUCCACGCUUCCUCCGUCCCCCCGUUUGCCCGACCUGUUUGGACGCCUCCUACCCAGCACCGCCUCCUUGCCUCAGACCACUCCCACCCAGUUCCAUCAUGGCCGCCACCUCUCUGAGCCCUGCCCACCCAGCCUCACCCCCUCCCUCCCCGGCCCCCUAACCGACGCUCCCCCAUCAGGUCACGCCUCCUCCGGCGCUCCACGUCGCUGCUCCGCUCCGGGGGGGCUGUGGGGAGGAGCAGGGAUCCCCCGGGUGGUGGUUCACCCCCCUGAAGAGGAAGCGUUCAGGAUGGAGGACGAGCAGGACCACGUCUCCCACCAGGAUCUGCUGUUUCCUCACCGGCACACAGGUCUGCUGGCGUCCCCUCAUUCGGCUCCAGGGAACCUCGACAACAACAAGAACAGCGAGAGUCGCAUCAACGGAGGCAGCCGGGAAAACAGCACCGUGGACUUCAGCAGGGUGGAUAUGAACUUCAUGAAGAAGAUCCCUCCCGGUGCAGAGGCCUCCAACGUCCUGGUGGGUGAAGUCGACUUCCUGGAGCGGCCGAUCAUCGCCUUCGUCCGGCUGGCCCCCGCCAUUUUGCUGACCGGCCUCACAGAGGUCCCCGUGCCCACCAGGUUUCUCUUCCUGCUGCUCGGUCCGUUUGGAAAAGGUCCGCAGUACCACGAGAUUGGACGCUCCAUGGCCACUCUGAUGACAGACGAGAUUUUCCACGACGUCGCCUACAAGGCGAAGGACAGGAACGACUUGCUGUCGGGGAUCGAUGAGUUCCUGGAUCAGGUCACUGUCCUUCCUCCGGGGGAAUGGGACCCCAGCAUCCGCAUCGAACCCCCAAAGAGCGUCCCGUCUCAGGAGAAGAGGAAGAUGGCGUCCGUCCCUAAUGGCUCCGCCCACAGCUCUGACACCGUCAAGGAGGCGGAGCAUCAGACAGGACCAGAGCUGCAGAGGACAGGGAGGAUCUUUGGUGGUUUGGUGAACGACGUUCGGAGGAAAGUUCCCUUCCUGUGGAGUGACAUCCGAGACGCCUUCAGCCUGCAGUGUUUGGCGUCUGUCCUCUUCCUCUACUGCGCCUGCAUGUCGCCUGUCAUCACGUUCGGAGGUCUGCUGGGAGAAGCCACCAAAGGAAACAUAAGCGCCAUAGAGUCUCUGUUCGGGGCGUCUCUGACGGGCGUGGCCUACUCUCUGUUCGCCGGUCAGCCUCUCACCAUCCUGGGCAGCACCGGUCCAGUUCUGGUCUUCGAGAAGAUCCUCUUCAAGUUCUGCAGUGACUACGGUCUGUCCUACCUGUCCCUGCGGACCAGCAUCGGACUCUGGACGGCCUUCCUCUGCCUGCUGCUGGUCGCCACCGACGCCAGCUCUCUGGUCUGCUACAUUACCCGCUUCACCGAGGAGGCCUUCGCCUCCCUCAUCUGCAUCAUCUUCAUCUAUGAGGCUCUGGAGAAGCUGGUCCACCUCGGGGAGGUCUACCCCAUCAACAUGCACAACCAGCUGGACAACCUCACCUUCUACACGUGUCAGUGUUCUCCGCCUGCCAACGCCUCAGCCGAAGUCCUACAGGUGUGGAGCGACAGAAACGUGACCUCAGAAAACGUCCAGUGGGAUCAGCUGAGUGCGAAGGACUGUGUGGAAUUACACGGCGAGUUCGUCGGCUCGGCCUGCGGCCCCCACGGCCCCUACGUCCCCGACGUCCUCUUCUGGUCCGUCAUCCUCUUCUUCACCACCUUCUUCCUCUCCUCCUUCCUCAAGCAGUUCAAGACCAAGAGAUACUUCCCCACCAAGGUUCGAUCGACCAUCAGCGACUUUGCCGUCUUUCUGACCAUCAUGAUCAUGGUGUUGGUGGAUUAUCUGGUCGGAGUUCCUUCGCCCAAACUCAACGUACCCGACCGCUUUGAGCCCACAUCGAACACUCGAGGGUGGCUGAUCUCCCCGCUGGGUCCGAACCCCUGGUGGACGCUGCUGGCCGCUGCUGUCCCUGCUCUGCUCUGCACCAUCCUCAUCUUCAUGGACCAGCAGAUCAGCGCCGUCAUCGUCAACAGGAAGGAGAACAAACUCAAGAAAGGCUGUGGGUACCAUCUGGACCUUCUGGUGGUGGCGGUGAUGCUGGGCGUGUGCUCCAUCAUGGGCCUGCCGUGGUUCGUGGCGGCGACCGUGCUCUCCAUCUCCCAUGUCAACAGUCUGAAGCUGGAGUCGGAGUGCGCGGCGCCGGGCGAGCAGCCAAAGUUCCUUGGCAUCAGAGAGCAGAGAGUCACUGGCUUCAUGAUCUUCGUCCUGAUGGGCUGCUCCGUCUUCAUGACCUCCGCCCUCAAGUUCAUCCCGAUGCCUGUCCUGUACGGAGUCUUCCUCUACAUGGGAGUGUCCUCGCUCAAAGGCAUUCAGCUGUUCGACCGGAUCAAACUGUUCGGCAUGCCGGCGAAACACCAGCCGGACCUGAUCUACCUGCGCUACGUCCCUCUGUGGAAGGUCCACGUCUUCACUGUGGUGCAGCUGUCCUGCCUCAUCGUCCUCUGGAUCAUCAAGGCCUCGGCCGCCGCUGUUGUCUUCCCCAUGAUGGUUCUGGCUCUGGUGUUCAUCCGGAAGCUUCUGGAUUUCUGCCUCACCAAGAGAGAGCUGAGCUGGCUGGACGACCUGAUACCGGAGAGCAAGAAGAAGAAGGAAGAUGACAAGAAGAAGAAGGAGAAGGAGGACGCUCUGCGGAUGCUGGAGGAGGUGGAGGACGAUCAGCCGUUCGAUGGAGGAAAUGUCAUCAACUUCCCGAUCAAAAACCUGAAAGGACGCAUGGACCCAUCAGAGGUGAACAUCUCGGAUGAAAUGGCCAAAAGCGGCAUUUGGAAAUCAGUUUCCAUGAACUCUGACAGCAGCAAGGCUCUGAAACGCAGCAACAGCGUGGAGAAGCUGCCGAGCAUCCAGAUAAACGUGGAGAACGACGACGGUCGGAGAGUCGUGGACGCCGAGACGUCGCUAUGAUCCACUGCCGCUCUCCACCACCCGGCGGCGCUGUUGGGGGACGAGGAGGGCGAGGCUGCUGAUGGGUUACUGUAGCCCUCCGUCUUCUCUCAGCUGAGGUCAAAGGUCGUGGGAGGACCAAUCAGGCUUUACCUCGCCGUGCCGUACUUCUCAUCCUGCGUUUUCUCGGACGAAGGUGAACGUUUUAUUUUCUCAUCGUUUUAUGGUGAAACACGGAGACUCCGCCACUGGGAGCAAAUAUGGCCGCCACUUUUGGAAACAGCUUCCUCAGGUUUCUUUGGUUGGUUUUUACUCAGGCGGUCCUCUGCUGCGCUGUGAUUGGCUGCUUAAGCGUCGAACCGAAACACAGACUCAGCGGACGCCUAAUUUUCCAGACUGAUGAUCUUAAAAAAAACACCUGAAGUUUUAAUUUUAUCGUUUUAAAUUUUCUGUUUCUGCUUUCAUGAAGCAGACGAGGCUCUUCACCUCCGACAGGUCCAACGCAGGAAGGAGUUUUUAUUUAAUCCAUCAUGCUGAUUUAAACUGUAUAUGUGUCUGUGAGUGUUUCUAUGUAUGUGUGUGUAUGCGUGGCUGUGUAUUUGUGUGUGUGUGUGUGUGUGUGUGAGAUCACUGUUGUGCCUCACCUUGUUGCCUGCAGUGGCCGACUGAAUGUCACAGCCGCUGUCUUCAUAGUUUCUUCUUAAAGUUUCAAUAAAAUCAGUUUGGCGACGACGAUCAGAGUCUGUCAGAUGUGACACUUUAAUAAAGUUAGUUGAAACAGUGAAAA